Messenger RNA from Vanessa tameamea, 5598 nucleotides. RefSeq names its product autophagy-related protein 9A (gene Atg9). The record is from RefSeq and is a predicted model, not a curated record. The transcript is spliced from 15 exons. Gene Ontology annotation, biological process: nucleophagy; protein localization to phagophore assembly site; autophagy of mitochondrion. Bases 346 to 2589 code for a protein of 747 amino acids. NCBI's taxonomy places the organism in Eukaryota, Metazoa, Arthropoda, Insecta, Lepidoptera, Nymphalidae. Gene Ontology annotation, cellular component: phagophore assembly site; autophagosome.
AAAUCUGCUGUCAGUAUUACUCGUUUAUUUUCGACAUUUGGUUUGUAAAGCGUAUUCAUCAAUACAGACACUAUAUAGUUUUUUUUUUUUCUUUCAAAAUUGUUUGUAUCCUUGAACUAAUUUUUGUUUUAAAAAACACAAAGUGUCUAGCUUUAUGCGUAACUAUUGGUUUUGAUAAUUUUAAGAUGUAAUAUAACAAAAAUCCUUUGUAUAAAUCUACAAAGUCAUUUCAUAAGAAAGUUUUUUUACGUUUCUGGGCCAAAGUCAAGAAUGUGUAGACAUUAAGUAUCAUCUAUCGAUUAAUAAGACGUAGAAAAAGCGUUUAGUUUUAAAAAUAUCUUGAAAAUGGCACACUUUAGACGUGAUAUUACGUAUAGCGCUCUAGACAACGAAUUAACUCCGCCACUGGGAAGAUCUGCAGAAGUUACUCCAACAAUGAUCACCCUGGAUCAGGAACACGACGAUGCUACAAACGUUAUCAUUCACAAAGUACCUCAAACUAAAGUGGGAUGGACUCAUAUAGAAGAUCUUGAUUCAUUUUUUACAAGAAUGUAUAGAUAUUAUGUUAGAGGAGGCUUUUAUCCAAUGAUGAUGUCAGAUUUAUUUUAUCUAUUACAGUUUAUAUUUAUUGUUUGGUUCUCCACAUUUUUGGUGCAUUGUAUAGACUAUCCAAGAUUAUUUAGAAAUGAUCCUAAUGCAAACAGAAGUGAGAAACUUAGCUUAAGUGAUGUGAUUUACUCUUCUUCAGUAUGUGUUAAUAACAUAUCUUGGACAUGGUGGUGUCUCAUUGUGUUGUGUUCAUUUAUUUGGCUAAUGAGAUUAGUUAUAUCAAUAUAUCAUUUGUACUAUGCUUAUGACACAAAAUUAUUUUAUAACAAUGCUUUAAAGAUUAAAGAGAGUGAUUUAGCUUGGGUGAACUGGUCUACCAUACAGGAGAGAGUAAGAGAAGCACAACCGGAACAUCACAUGUGUGUCCACAAACAAGAGAUAAAUGAACUAGAUAUUUACCAUAGAAUACUCAGGUUUAACAAUUACAUGGUGGCGAUGGUUAACAAGAAUUUACUUCCCCUGCAAAUACGUGUUCCUUGCAUUGGAGAUUUUCAUUAUUUAAGCAGAGGCUUAAAAUGGAAUUUGGAGUUUCUUUUAUUUUAUAGUCCUUGGAGUCCAUGGGAGAACUGUUGGCAGCUACGUUCUGCUUAUAAGGAUAAUUCGAAGCGAAUGAUUCUAGCAAGACAGCUACAAAGACAGAUAUUACUUCUCGCAUUAGUAAAUCUUAUCUUGUCACCCUUAAUACAAGCUUGGCAGAUUCUGUAUUUCUUCUUUAAUUACGCGGAGUUAAUAAAGAGGUCGCCAGGGUCUCUUGGCUUGCGCACGUGGUCAUUGUACGCUAAAGUCACCCUUCGACAUUUCAAUGAACUCGAACACGAAUUACGGGACAGACUCAAUCGCGCCCAUAAGCCUGCCACUAAGUAUCUCGCCAGCUUCAACUCGCCAAUCACAACGGUCCUAGCUAAGAAUAUCGUCUUUGUAUCUGCGAGUGUGCUGGGCGUGCUCGUAGUGCUGUCAGUAUACGACGAGGACGUGCUCACUGUGGAACACGUGCUGACUAUCAUCACCAUACUUGGCUGUAUUCUCGCUGGUGCUAGGGCCCUAAUUGGUGAAGAGGAACGGCUCGGUGGAGCUUGCACGGGUCCUGCGCGAGGGGAGGAGCUGCUGGUGCAAGUGCUGGGACACGUGCACUAUUUGCCCACCGCCUGGAGGGGUCGCGCGCACACCAAGGACGUGGCGGCACAUUUCCAACACCUGUUUCAGUUCAGAGCGGUUUACAUAGUGUUCGAGUUGCUAAGUCCACUGUUAUGUCCGCUGGUGCUCCUUUCACUGCGAACGCGUGCGUUAGACAUCGUCGACUUCUACAGAAACUUCACUGUGAGCGUGCUUGGUAUAGGUGAUGUCUGUUCCUUUGCUCAGUUGGAUAUAAGACGUCAUGGUCACCCGGAUUGGCAGAUACAUGGCAGAAAUGGGAAUAAAACAUGUAACACUCAAUACAACCAAGGAGAAGUCGGUAAGACUGAGCUCUCCCUGAUCGCCUUUUCGUGUCGCCAUCCCGGCUGGCAGCCUACCGAGCUGGCUCAGAGGCAGUUUCUACGCUCCCUGCGGCAGAGCAUACACCAAGCUAAACCCAACCUUAAUGGACUUAAUAAAACAAUGUUGGGCUCCUUUAUACAGCAGAGCAUAUUUGGUACCAACACACCUCUCCCUGCUCUACUUUCCUAUCAACCAAAGCAAAAUUAUAGACUACCUGAUAUGGACGAGACAAGUGACGAGGAAGAGGGUGGGUUAUCUCGAAGCUCAGCGGGGCUGGCGGGAGCGAGCAGCGUUCUGGGAGCUAGUGUGUUCGAGUUAGGCGCAGUGCCAGAACUACCGGACGAAGUCCGAGACAUGUCAGUCAGCACCCUCCAUCUUUACGAUCUGCAACUUGCUCAGGCCCGACCGAACGUUUCGGCGUGCUGCACAAACAACUGUAGCGAGCGACCGCGCUCCAGCCGAUGGGAGUCCGGCGAGGACACCCCCUUACUUCACCGUCCUUAACAGUGGCAAUACACAACCCGCGCCGACCCCGUCUGGGUAUAGCGGGUAUUUGUAUGUAAUCUUACUUCUAACCGCGAAGGAAAAAUUAUAUACAAAAUUCAAAUAAUUCGGUAAAAACAUAAUUCUCCCAUUAUAAACAUGAACUCUUUCAAGCUCCUAGGUUAUCGGUUUCCUACGCAUUAUCUUUUCACGCGGGACGUUGUAAAUACUUACGACUGUUUGCUGUUAGCGGCAAAUCGAACGCACGACCUUUGGUAUGGAAUACAUUUAUUAAUAAUGACUUCUGUGCCAAAAUGCCGUCCACGUAACUCGUAACAAUAUACCACAAAUAAUUUGUAAGUCAUCUAACAGCUCUACCGGAAACAUUCAAUUUAGUGUCACAAUUUUUUAAUUAUAAAACUCUUGGGUACAACACGCUUCAUCCCCGCUGAAAAGUUUAGGUUGUGAAAUCUUUAACUCUAUCCAUGCUAAAUAGUUAACUUUUCUUAAAUAUAAUUUGAUAACAUAUGUGCAACAGUUAGAUCACGUGCAGUCAUUGGAGUGUUAAAUUAAUGUUUCAUUUACAAGUAAAGUAAUUUGGUUCACACUAUCUGGGACAGUAUACGUCUAUAGACGUCAUAAGAAUUACUUAGCUAUUGUGUCUAGUGUACUGUUCCUCAAAGUGAUAUAUAUGUGUGUGUGUUCCUAAUUUAAAUUAAUAUCUUUUUAACGCUUCUUUCGUUUAUGUUAUGUAUCGUGUUGCACCGUUCUUAUAUUCUAUAUUCAUAUUGGUGCGCUUUUUCUUGUAUAUCAUUGCACAGCACACAAACGAAAUAAUAUUCAAAAUAUCAUAGAAAUGCUGAUAUGCUCAAAUUAAUUUGGAUCAGGUCAAAUCAAAUUAUAGUUAUUUAAAGUACACGCCGAAAAGCGCACGAAUGUUAUUAAUGAUAAUUUUUAAUUAAUUUUAACACUUUUAGUUUUACAUAAACACAUGUUUGCUGUGAAUUGUGAUUGUUUGGGGGGGGGGGGGUGGUCAUGAUAAAUAAAUAACUUGGAUAUUAUCAUUUCUGUGCGUCAAAUAACGAGUGUCUUUGUGUGUUUUUUUAGACUAUAAUAAAAUGUGCGCUUUUUGCUUUAAAAUUUAAACUUAGUUAAUUUAAAUUCUAUGAUGAAUAUGUUAUUAUUGGUUAAAGCGCUGUAAGAAAUCGUUGAGAUGAACGAAGCGAAAAACACGUUUAGAAAUCCAAAUAUAAUUUAAACGCGCACAAAGAAAAAUAAAAAAAAUAUUUUAAUUUAUAAAUUAUGAUAAUAGUUGUUUUGUUUGUUUUUAUUAUUUAAAAAAUUUGCUUUAUCGCAGAAAUCGUGUCGUGUAAUGUUAAUAAUAGCACUUGACUUUCAUUAAUAUCGAAAAUAAUUUCUGUGAUGAAGCCGUUGUGUUAUAAAAUGGAAAUGGUAAGUAGUAUGUAACUAUAUAUCAAACUUCUCCGUUAUUAUGGAAAAAUAGAAUUCGAUGAAGAUUCAUAAACGCUUUCCGAUUAACAUAACCUAAUGUGAUAUACGAUAGUGACGUUUAUUAAUAUAUAUUUUGCUAUAAUAUGUAACAUUCAUAAUCUUCGUGAUAAAUCAGUAACCGAAAACCGUAUUAGAUGAUAGAUAGUAUUAAGAAUAUUGAAUUAAAUUCUCACGUAACUAAAAUUAUUAAAUUUUUUACAUUUUUCACAUUACAUGACUAUAUUUCAUAAAUAUUGACAAUAUAUAGUUUUCAUAGUUCGUGAUUGAUAGAUUACUCUGUGAUAGAGUUGUAAUUAUAAAUAAAUAGACAUACACCCGAUUCCGAUUCGACAACGAUGUUUCGUGACGUCGUGUCUUAGAUAAAACGCUAGCGGUUCAACAAACUUAAAUAGUACAAAAAUACGUAUAGAAAGCUCUUAAAUUAAAGUACGAAAUAUCAGAUAUGAAAUAAAAAUAGUAAGAAUUUACUUUAGGCCCCGAAUUUUUUUACGCAACGCGACGAGCAAAUGAAUAUAUUACAUUUAUGAAUUAUAGUUUUAUAAAUGAUCGUGAGUUAUUUUUAUAAUAUACAUCGAUAAAUAGUAAAAUACAUACAUUAACAUAUGUAAUAAAAUCAGCUUAACUUAUUAAUAGAUCGCUCCGUUAUAUUACUGCCUUAACUAAUAUUACUUCAUAUAACCUUUCUAUAGAUAUUAAUUAGGCUUUGUAAAAAGUAUGUUAACAUGCAGGUUUUAUUCGAUGAUAUGAGUAUAGCAAAUUAGUAAUUUAUAGUUUAAUAUAAAAAAGUAAAGUGCCUGACACAGCCUUGUUAUAUUGAUGAUAAUGUGAUGCUAGCUUAUCGUGUUUAUUGAUAUUCAUUGAACAAUAUAAUAGUAAAUAUCAGUAGGGCCAAAAAUAAGUUUUUACGGGAUAUGCAUUUCUAUAAAGUACUACAGAUUUCUGUCUUUUUACGAUAUCUUGUAGACGAUCUGCAAGUAAUACCUAUGAAGCGAAUCCUUCGAAAGACGCUUCCUGCUUUUUGCAUAUUAUUCCCUCGUGGAGAUGAGGUAUAGCAGUGGUUAUUCCAUUUCCCAGUAUUUGACUACCCAGUCCUACCGUUUUAAGAUCUGCUUCGAUGGAUUUAUACGCCUGAUGUUGAUUGAUUUAUCGUGUUCUCUUCGAUGAACACUGGCAGCCACAUUGAGUGCCACUUUUACAGUGAUAUCCACUUUGUUCAAAAUAUGACGAACCCAGUGCCAUUACAGUUAUUUUCUAGUACACAUACACAGGCAGUUGAAGGUUUUUGUGGUUCAAAACACCUCUUCCCUGUUGUUUUUAUUUUCAACAAGUUAAACUUCUUUAACGUUACGGCAGAUAAAAAAAAAAGAAUCAUGAAAAGUAAAGACCAGGCACAAAACUAGUGAAAAUUAAAAAAAAAUAUCUUAACUUUCAGAGUUACUUUUGAGAAAAUUUUCUUUUUAUAUUGCUUAUUUUGUUACAUGUAUAACUGUGUUUUUGUCACUUUUUAAAGUUAAAAUU